Messenger RNA from Lecanosticta acicola, 1506 nucleotides. NCBI's taxonomy places the organism in Eukaryota, Fungi, Ascomycota, Dothideomycetes, Mycosphaerellales, Mycosphaerellaceae. The record is from the annotation of a GenBank genome assembly.
AUGGCAAGCAACUUCAAUCUCGUCCGCGGUGCCCUGAAGAGGAACCCCCACCACCAACGCAAUGGCCUCAAGUCCUACGUCCACGCCAUGAAGAAGUGGAACUUUACCCCAACAAUCGAGGGACCAUACUGCGCGGUUCAGCAGGUCCAUCAGCAGGGACAGCAGGCGAUCUUCAAAUUGACCGGCAAGAAGAUGUGAGCGCCAUCAUCAACAAUCACCAAGAAUCCAAUGGCUGAUUUUCAUGCAGUGGUGGCCGCGCCCAUGUCAAGGGCCACGUCCUUGCCAAGAAGGACCCAACCAGCGGACAGACUGGUGAGGUCCCGGUAAGCAUUGCCCGCAUAUACAGCUCCAACGCCUCUCUGACAGCUCCCAGGCCGAAGACGUCGAGAACAAUGCCGAAUACCUCGCCACCGUUGGCAUCGGCACACCAGCUCAGAACCUCGCCCUCGACUUCGACACUGGCUCUGCCGACCUCUGGGUCUGGAGCACCGAGCUCUCUUCCUCCGUGAAGCAGGCAGGCAGCUCUCACACCAUCUUCGAUGCAUCCAAGUCUUCCACCUUCAAGAAGUCUUCCGCUUCGACUUGGCAGAUCCAGUACGGUGACGGUUCUACCGCUUCCGGAACCGUGGGCACCGACAACGUCAAUGCUGGCGGCUUGAUCGUCACCAACCAGGCCAUUGAAUUGGCCGACACUCUGAGCACCCAGUUUGCUCAAGGUCCCGGCGAUGGUUUGCUUGGUCUCGCCUUCGUAAGACGCUCCCUCAAACUAAGGAGUUGAGUCCACGAGCUAACCCCACACAGGGUUCCAUCAACACCGUCCAGCCCAAGGCAGUCAACACCCUCGUGGAGAACAUGAUCGCCGAAGACAGCAUCAAGAAGAACUCUGAGCUUUUCACAGCUUUCCUCGGCAGCACUCCCCCAGCAAGCGCCACUACUGGUAGCAGCAGCGGCAGCAGCGGCUCCUCUUCCAGCGCGGCAGAGAGCUUCUACACUUUCGGCUACAUCGACCAAGACGCCACCAACGGCCAAACACCCGCCUACACCGCCGUCGACAACUCGCAAGGCUUCUGGAUGUUCGACUCCGCCUCCGCCAAAGUCGGCUCCCAAACCGUCACCCGCUCCGGCAACACCGCCAUCGCCGACACCGGCACCACCCUCGCCCUCGUCGGCGACGACCUCUGCCAAGCAGUCUACUCCGCCAUCCCCGGCGCGAAACAGAACACCCAACAACAAGGCUGGGUCUUCCCCACUUCCACCGACCUCUCCUCCAUCCCCCAGAUCCAAGUCGCCGUGGGAGACGCCCUCUUCACCAUCAACCCCGAAGAACUCCCCUUCCAAGAUCUCGGCGACGGAACGUACUACGGCGGCAUCCAGUCCCGUGGCGAUCAGGGUUUUGAUAUUCUGGGUGACGUCUUCCUGCGCUCCGUGUACGCCAUCUUUGACCAGGGCAAUCUGCGCUUUGGCUGUACCCAGCGGGCUUCGACUGCGACUUCGUCGAGCUCUUAG